Molecule: messenger RNA, 7656 nt
Organism: Diaporthe citri
Lineage: Eukaryota; Fungi; Ascomycota; Sordariomycetes; Diaporthales; Diaporthaceae
Exons: 3
Coding region: 1-7656 (2551 amino acids)
Biological process (GO): cell morphogenesis
Cellular component (GO): site of polarized growth; cell cortex
Source: RefSeq, a predicted model, not a curated record
AUGGCUCCUUCCUCGACGCUGCCCGACCAUGCCUACGAUACUCUGAAGUUCUCGCCCCGGUCACCUAUACACGAGGAGGAUGAGGACUGGGACAAGACCGUGACAUCUGGUGCGCUGGAUCCUCAGAGAGCACAAUACAUAGCCCAUUCUCGCGAGUCGUCCCUGGAAAAGCUGCAGGCUGGCGCGCAACCCGCCAGCUCCCCGUCGCAGUCGCAGUCCCACCACCAGCAACAACACCAGCAACCGUCCUCUCAACAACACUCCCCCUCCUCUGCGCCGCGCAACCAGCCACCCGCCUCUCGCUCGGCCCUCGGCGGCGCGUUCGACCGAAUUAUUGAUCCGAGGGGUACAUAUGGACAUCACCGACAGACCUCUAUUGUGCACGGAAUACAACACUCGAGGAGUGGGAGUCGUGCCAGCUCUUCUUCUAGCCCACUGAGCCCCCAGAUAAUAGCUGCCGCCGGCACUGGGCUCACACCGGAACGAGCUGAGAUGCACCCUUAUGGAGACGUAGCCCUCGCUUCACGCCCGUCUACUGCCAUGUCAGGCGCAUCAUUGACUCCUGGGCCUCAAAUACCAGAGCGGACUUCGUCGGCGACAGAUACAAGUGUCAACGCCUUCACGCAGAGGAAGUUGGAAAGAAUGCAUAGCGGGAAGGGCAAGCGCGACCACGCGCAUCACCAUUCGCACUCGAGACACCACAGAGAUGAGCAGAAGACUGUGGGGGAGUAUGCCCUCCACGUUUUGUUUACCUCGUUCAUCGGCCAAGCCGAGGAGAAACUGAAUGAAUCUAUAACGGUGCCUUUCGAGCCAGAGCCUCAAAUCGAGCAAAUUUGCGGCCCCGGCGUGGAUCCCGCUUUCGACCAGAGCAUAGUGGCCCUCGGUCACAUCGCUAGUCCGAAACCGAAGGCGCUCAUCGAUUCCAUGAUGCUGUGGAGAAAAAGCAAAAGCGAUGCCGCUAACGAAGCACGCUCGGCGUAUAAGGGGCAGACCCUUUCCGGUCCUCUGCAGAGGAGGAACACGGAGCCAGUGCAGCCCAACGGAAAUGGCAUCGGGGAUGCUCUGCAGCAAAAUGGCCAGUCAUCCGUCACAUCGAAGCAGGAAUUCGUAGCCCAAGCCGAACGUCGGUCCCUGGUUUCCAUAUAUAUUCUGUGUCGAGUACUGCUCGAGGUAAUCGGCCAAAGCACUCUCUCAUCCAUCACACCUGAAAUGGAGGAUAAGCUAGAGGGUAUCAUCUUCAGCCAACUGAAGAUCGCCGACACAGAGCAGCUGAUGUUUUCGCCACUCAAACUCGCAAACUGGAAUCUCUUCGCGCAACUUCUCGGGGUCAUGAGCGAUAUCAAUUUCACAGGCGUCACGGAGCGCUUCAUUGCCGAUCUGGACCGCUCACUCCAGGAGCAUGGGGUUCUCAAGAGUCCCAUGUCUGCAAGUCGAGAUGCCACAGAGGGGAAGAUCGAGCUGGUCCUCGGCGGAAUGAAACAUCUGAGGCUGAAGGUCAACAGCCCUGGUGCCUGGGACCAGACUUGCAAUUUCAUGAUCGCACUCGGCAGGCUUUUCGGGCGGUCACAUGGUCAAAAGGUCAAGUCUGCGUUUUGUCAAAUGCUGGAGAUGCUGCUACUUCCCAUCGCUGCGAAAGCCGAAAACAGCGACUUCAGCCAUUCAAAGUGGGCCGAAGUCCUUGCCAACAUCAGCCCGCGGCUUGGGCAAAUAUUUGUCAAGCCACGCCACUGGACAUUUGCGUUUCCCUUGACGGCUACUAUGCUCUGCGUGUCGCCUCCCGAGACCUUCUCUUCACAGUGGCUUCAGCUCGUACUAUCACUGCAGACAAAGCUCAAGGACCGCUAUACCAGGCCCGUAUGCCUGCAGGUUUUGUCACGACUUGUGUGGACAUACCUGAUGCGGACUACUGACACUGCAACUGGUACAAUCAGGAAGCUCGAUGAAGUUCUUAAGCUAGUCUUGCCCCCGGGAAGACGCCCCGUGCUUGCCAGUGACACUUCUGUUGCAGACCCCCUCACACAGAUCAUCCGAAUAAUCGGGUUCAAGCAGCCAGAAUACUGCUUCAAAAACUUCAUCUUUCCUCUUGUCAACGCUGAACAGUUCAAUUCCAACAAGGACCUGAAGAUCGAGAACCUCGAUCCGGACAAAAUCGUCAUUGGUAUAAGGUCCUUUCUGGUUAUCGUCUCGGAUCUGGAAAGGGGGGAGGAAGGCCGUCCGCCGUUUCCUCAGUACUAUCCUGCCCCGACUCCGCCACCAGAUCGCUUGCCCACGUCACCGAUCAUUGCGUCCCCAAGGGAUGAUUCUCUGCCAAGCCCGUCUGCGGUAUCUCCUGGCGGAGAAGCCCAGACAAGCCCGGUUUUGAGUCACCUACUGAAUGACGCGGUGCGAGAAUAUUAUGUCAAGUUCUGUGAGAUCCUGGGCAAAAUCACGAUGAUCUGCGACAACACAUUUGGAGGCCAGGCUGCGUUGGAGGAGAAGUUCAGCAGUCCUGGGCCAAAGACCCCAAUCUCAGAGACUUUCAACUUCCGCCGCGAUGAUCACCAGAGCCCUCAGGACCAGAAGCAGGCCUUUUACGAACUUCUUCAUGUCGCCGUACAAGCCCUUCCGCGCUGCCUGUCUGCAGACAUCCCUUUCAACUCACUUAUCAACCUACUCUGUACAGGGACGGCCCAUCUGCAGUACAGCAUCGCCGAUUCAUCGGCCCAGUCUCUGAAGGCUAUCGCACGACAGUCUUAUGCACAACCCGUGGCGACUGGGUUUUCCCGUUUCAUCUUCAACUUUGAUGACAGGUACUCAACCAUGUCGGACGGUGGAAUGCUCGGCCCCGGUCAUGUCGAGAACACCUUGAGGCUCUAUGUUGAGCUACUUCAGAUCUGGAUCGAAGAAAUUAAGCAGAAACAGAGGCACGCUGUCGCAGAAGCCGGUGAAAACAGUGCUGCUGACAAACGAGGCAUGCAGCUGGACAUAUCCAGUAUCUGGGCCGAAGUUGAUCAGAUCGAAGCGCACGGCUUGUUCUUUCUCUGCUCACAGUCUCGCACUGUACGCUCCUUCGCCAUUACGGUCCUACGGCUAAUCACUGAAUUUGAUACGGCACUUGGCAAGUCGACGAGCCCGGAGAAGGACACUUUGAGACUGAUCGACAUUCUCGAAAAUGACUCCGUGCAAGUUAUGAACUUCAAGGAUGACCAAUUGUCGGUUGCCGAACGAAGCCGUAUGCAGAGAGGGAUGCAAGACAACAACCAGAGUGCCCUUGUCGAGCUCUGUACAAGCGAUGUUUCCUACGAUACGACACUCUGGUUUAAACUGUUUCCGAAUCUGAUCCGGAUCGCGUACGAGAAAUGCCCUUUUACUGUCACAAUCGGGCGCGAUCUCAUCUGCAAUCGCAUCCUCCAGAUGUACAAAACAAUCACGCUCCUGUCUGAGCCCUCUCGGGGCCUUUACUAUGGUUCGGACCCAGGAAGUGCUCGUUUUGUCGGGCGCACACCCACAGUGCAACCAGAUGUCUUGAUCGAGCAAUGGAAACUGUUUCUAGUUUUCGCCUGUACGACGCUGGCGGACCCCGGGAACCCGCAGUCUAAUCCACUGCACGGGAACCAGCACCUGCGCAAGGGAUCUUUGGCUUCGUCGACUGAUAAGAUUGUGUCGGCGAGGACACUCUUCAAAUAUCUCAACCCACUCCUCUCUGUCUCGUCUGCAUCUGUUCGGGAGGCUGUAGUCACUGCGAUGGGUUCUAUCAACAUCUACAUAUAUCGGACUCUUCUUGAAGAACUCCAGGGCUACGCUUCCCGAUGCAAUGACGAGGCAAGAGCACGUAUCCAUCAGCGCACGAACAGCAGUCCCCGCCGGAAUCGUAAGAUGGACUUGUUGAGGACCGAGAUUACCCACGUCUACAAACUCACGUCGCACUUCUUGAAGCAGCCUGAAGUAUAUCAAGAUGAGUGGAUACUCAACAACCUCGUCUCUUACGCAAAAGACCUGAAGUUAUUCCUAAUGGAUGGCGAGGUGCAAAUGGACUGGGAGUUUCAAAAACUGCGGCGACACUAUUGCGGGCUGAUGGAGGAGCUCUUUGAAGGCAUCAAUCGAACGAGUGAUCCAUCAAGAUGGAUGACUUUUGAAGCCCGCAAGUCAGCUUUUGCGUUGAUGGAGGAGUGGUGUGGCUUUUCACCCAACCAAUCUCAGAUCCGUCAAAGAGAAGACACUAUGAGACAGUCAAUGAUCGACCAACAGAACCUUGGUGAAAGGAACACGGCAUCAGCUGCGAUGGAGAUCGAAAAGCGCAACCUGAGGACCUCUGCCCUGAGCGCUAUGGCUGCGCUCUGCGCGGGCCCCAUCAGUGUCACAACUGAAAGCGGCGCGUCCUUGCAGUUUGACGUGCGGCGAAUGCUGGCGUGGUUAGAAACCAUCUUCAGCAAUGGCAAUGACCGGAUGAAAUUGAUCGGCAGACGAGCGCUGAAGAAUCUGAUCGUCUACAACCAGGAGUUUCCUUAUCUUCUGGAGCACUGCAUUUUACGAUGCUAUCUUACCGACAUUCCCAAGGUCCUCGAGAGUUAUUUCACUGUGGUCACUCAAGUUCUUCACGAGUACCCCGACUACCCCUCUCCCUUCUGGAAGCUCCUGGGCCUGUGCCUGUUCACCCUGGGCAAUGACCAGAGUGAUAUCAGAACCCGAUCUGCACAGGUUCUCCAUGCCAUUGAAGAACGUCACCUACAUGCCAAAAUAUCGAAGAUUCAGGAUUUUGACAUCAGCAUCUCCGACAAGACGAAGGCAGUAUAUAAGCUGGCUCAGUACAAGAUUUCUGAGAGGCUGUCCAAGCAACACACAGAUCUAGCUUUCUACAUCUUCUCCGAAUUUACGCUGUACUUCAAGGAUCUGCAGCCAGUCAACCAGAGGAGCGUCAUCGCUGUGAUACUGCCCUGGAUCCAGUCAGUGGAAUUGAAAGUGGAUCCAAACGGCGGACCAACUGGUCAGUCGUACGUUCUGCUGGCGAAUUUGUUGGAGAUCACGAUAAAGUCAAGCGCCGCGCUUCAUAAUGAAGUGCAGGCUCUGUGGCAAGCGCUCGCCACGGGGCCCUACCCUGGUAAUGUGCGGCUUGUGCUCGAUUUCAUCAUGUCGUUGUGCCUCGAGCGGCGAGAGCAGAAUUUCGUCGAAUACGCCAAGCAGAUCGUAGUGUUCCUCGCGAGUACCAACAGCAACCCUGGCCACAAAGUUGUCGAGUUCCUCCUGCUUCAGAUUACCCCGAAAGCAAUGGUACCCAACGAGAAGCGGGAAACGGCGCCACCCCCGUCAGACGUCAACCAUUUCCCUUACUGUGCUGACUUGACUGACGCUCUCCCGGUUGGUACCAAGCAAGCCGGCUUUUCUCUCGGCCAGCUCUCUCUGAUAUUGCUGGUGGACCUCAUGGUGUCCCCCGUCAACCUGCAGAAAGACAGUAUACCGGUACUGUUGCAGGUGGUCACUGUUCUGUGGGACCACUACACGCCUCUGGUUCAAGAGCAAGCCCGGGAGAUGCUCGUGCACCUAAUCCACGAAUUGGUCAUUUCGAAGCUCGACGACGAGUCUCCUGAGGAAUUGAAGAAGCCCAUUGAGGACCUCAUCGAACUGAUUCGGCGGCAUGAUCGCUCCGUUGUUUGGGGCUAUGAGGACAGCAAUGGCAAGGUUAAUGAUCACGACACCAAGGUUCCUCCCAGCAUGGAAUCCCUGACCAAGAGGAUUGUGCAAACGUUUGAGAUCACCUUCCCAGGAAUCAAGGAACAGUGGAGUCGGCUCUCUCUGACAUGGGCCACAACAUGUCCUGUUCGACAUCUGGCCUGCCGUUCCUUCCAGAUCUUCCGUUGCAUCCUGACCUCACUGGACCAGUAUAUGUUGGGCGAUAUGCUUGCCAGGCUGUCAAAUACCGUUGCUGACGAGGAUUCCGAGAUCCAGUCAUUCGCCAUGGAGAUUUUGACGACCCUGAAGACCCUCAUUGCCAAGCUUGAAGCGGAAAAGUUGACCACGUUUCCCCAGCUAUUUUGGACAACCUGUGCAUGCAUGGAGUCUAUCAACGAACGCGAGUUCCUUGAAUCUGUGGAAAUGCUCAAUGAGUUCAUGGACAAGGUUGAGCUUCAACAAGCGAGCGUCCGCCGGCUGCUCAUGGACGGGCAACCGUCAAAAUGGGAGGGAACAUUCGAAGGGCUGCAGCCGCUGCUGUACAAAGGCCUGCGUUCCUCCAUAUGUCUCGAAGCAACCCUCAAAACCAUUAGCAGGGUCGUCACGCUACCAGCUGAUCCGUUGAUCGGAGAUGACAACCGUCUCUUCUUCGCCAUCGUCGCCAAUUUUCCUCGUUUUGUCCAUGCACUGGAGCAAGGAGAGCCGAGCGAUGAUGUUGCACAGACUGCUGAGACCCUUCUACAAGUUGCAGUCACGCAGGGCCUCUCGACCGUGGCCCUGGUUCUCAAUGACUACCUCUCGCCGCACGACGACACGCCCAAAGAUUUCGUGACUCGAAUGUUUGCGGCUUUGAAGGAGUCCUUCCUCCCACGACUGGAUUUCGCGUUGAUCACAACUCUCAUGGGGAUGCUGACGAACAAAUCCGGCUGGGUAAAGACGUGCACUAUGCGCAUUUUGCGGGUGGUCAUUCCCGAGAUCGACCUGAGGAAACCUGAGAUGGCGGGCCAUGGCUCGGAUCUUAUCUCACCCUUGCUGAGGCUACUCCAAACCGAGUUUUGUAUGGAAGCACUUGAUGUCCUGGACAGCAUCAUGACGAUGUCGGGGUCAUCGAUGGACAAACACCAUUUGCGGAUGAGCAUGACGCGUCCCACAUCCAAAGCGGUCCGCAAAGAGUACGAGAGAGCUCAGAGCCUGUUCGGCAUACCGGAAGACUCUGGUUGGGCGAUUCCAGUGCCUGCCAAGAAGACGGAUUCCACGCGUGCGAACAUCCAUGCCUCUUUCUACAUGUGCCAGAGCGUCGAGGGGGAGAUCAUCGAAUCGGCACCGACCCCUGACGUGGAGUUCCAUGCAGACGAGUUCCCAUAUGGGUACUUUCCGAACACCGAUAGGACAGACACGAUGAUGUCGGAUGAAGUCCGUGGAGAAGUUGGUCCUGCAGACCUAGCAUCCAAGCUGGACAGCCUUGAUGACUUCUUCGAUGACUUGUCCACGAGCCCACCGAGCGACGGGCGAUCCUCUCGGACCAUAACAGAGUACACGCCAGACACCUUUUCUGAGUCUGGAGCACAACUAUACGACGAACAGGUUCUGCCCAUCCUGAGCGCGGCCGGGAGCAACACAUCCUUCCAGAAUGGGUUCGCUGAGAGACCUGCGCGUGAUGGCAGCAGCAAGAACUCGAGCGCAUUCGCGACGGCCUAUAGUCGACCAGGUCUACACUCGCGUUCCGUAACCUCGCCAUCGGCGCCGGCGUCCUAUUUGCCGCAUUUUACGUCGGACGAUGAGAUGUACUCCGACAUGGAAGACAACGGUCAAGUUCCGGAACACGACGAAGGGUCGUUCUUUCUCGAAAACAUGGUGAACCGCCCGGCACAGCAGACUCGGUCUCGCUUAGCGGGCAGCCGGUCUCGGGAAAAUCUACCGCAAUGGUCACAUCCCAAUUUCGGCCCUGGGUCGAUGUCUAAUUUGCCACACGCAUUUGUUCAGAACUCGCCCCAGGGUGACAUGCUGUGA